Molecule: messenger RNA, 1698 nt
Organism: Aspergillus uvarum CBS 121591
Lineage: Eukaryota; Fungi; Ascomycota; Eurotiomycetes; Eurotiales; Aspergillaceae
Product: flavin-containing monooxygenase
Exons: 2
Coding region: 1-1698 (565 amino acids)
Molecular function (GO): oxidoreductase activity
Source: RefSeq, a predicted model, not a curated record
AUGCCCCAAGAUCACCAAGACCCACCCCAAAACCACCCCCAACCCCCCGACCUCGACCACGACCUCGACGCCCUCGUCGUCGGCACCGGCUUCGCCGGCAUCUACGCCCUGCACACCCUUACCCAAGACGGGCUGCGCGUGCAGGCGAUCGACCAGGCCCGCGACGUGGGCGGCACCUGGUACUGGAACCGGUACCCGGGGGCGCUCAGCGACACCUGGAGCUAUCUGUACCGAUACAGCUUCGACGACGAGCUGCUGCGCGACUACCCGGCGGCCAACCGGUACUCGACGCAGCCGGAGAUCCUGGAUUACCUGCGGCAUGUGGUGGCGCGGUACGAUCUGCGGCGCCACAUGCGGUUCGAGACGGUGAUGGAGGGGGCGGCGUGGGAUGAUGGGGCCAAAAGGUGGAGGGAGGAGGAGGAGGUGCAGUACACUUACACGGUCCGCUACCUGGUGACCGCGCUGGGGCUGCUGAACGAGCCCGUCAUCCCGAACAUCCCCGGCCUGAAGGAGGGUGUCUUCCAAGGCGAGGUGGUGCACACCGCGGCCUGGGAUCCCAAGGCUUCGCUAGCGGGCAAACGCGUGGGCGUGAUCGGCGUCGGCUCGUCCGGGGUGCAAGUCGUGACGGCCAUCGCCAGCCAGGUCAAAUCGCUGCACGUCUUCAUCCGGCGCCCGCAGUACAGCGUGCCGGCCAACGACCGGCCGCUGACCCCGACCGAGCGCGCCGCCAUCAACGCGUCCUACCCGGCGCUGUGGGCCGACGUGCGCGCCUCGCACAUCGGGAUGGGGUUCCCCGAAUCGUCCCGCAAAUUCAUGGCCGUGAGCCCGGCGGACCGCGCCCGGAUCCUCGAGACCCUGUGGCGCGAGGGCAACGGGCUGCAGUUCAUGUUCGGCGGGUUCAGCGACCUGACCACCGACCCGGCGGCCAACGAGGAGGUGUGCCGGUUCCUGCGCCGCAAGAUCGCCGAGGUCGUCACGGACCCGCGGAAGGCCCAGGUGCUGACACCCAAAGAGCCGUACGCGCGCCGCCCGCUCAGCGACGCGGGCUACUACGAGCAGUUCAACCGGGACCACGUCCAUGCGGUGGACGUGAGGGCGCAUCCGAUCACGGAGGUCGUGGCGCAGGGGCUCCGCACGGCGGACGGGACGCUCUACGAGCUGGACACCCUCAUCGUGGCGACGGGGUUCGAUGCGCUGGACGGCAGCUACGCGCGCGUGCAGAUCCAGGGCCGAAACCCCGCGGAGGCCCUGGCCCAGCGGUGGCGCCGCACCGGGUCCGCGUGCUAUCUCGGCUGCGCCGUGUCCGGGUUCCCGAACCUGCUGAUUGUGUCGGGCCCCAUGGCCGCGUUCUCGAACGUGCCGCCGCUCACCGAGACGAAUGUCGAGUUCCUGCGGGACUUGAUCCGCGGCGCCGAGGCGAUCACGCGGCGCACCGGCACACAGUGCGAGAUCGAGGCGACGCCGGCCGCCGAGCGGUGGUGGACCGAGCAUUGCGAUGUCACCGCGCGCAAGACGCUCUUCGCGCAGGCGCCCUCGUGGAUGUUCGGCGGCAAUGUCGCCGGGAAGCGCCCGGUCAGUCUGCUGUAUUUCGGCGGGUUGGGCCCGUUUCGCGCCAAGUUGGCGGAGAUCAAGGCGCAGGGGUGGGUAGGGUUUAAGGAGCCGUUGGGGACGGCGGGGGUGUUGCGUUCGCAUCUUUAG